UUUCCCUUUGUUUUGUGUUUUGUUGCUUUUGUUCCUUCUGCUUUUGCGAGAGUUCCACUCAGUUGGGGAAACCCAGGCUUUUUGUAUGGGCCAUUAGCUACUUGUCUCCAGUGGACUAAUCUCUCGAAUCUCUCUCUCGAAUCUCUUCUCUCUCCAACCUUUAAAAUUUACAAUGGCGUCUUCACCUUCUCCUUCCGAAAACCAGCUCAUUCCGCGUUCAGAAGUUGAUUCUCAGCUCUCGUCUCUCGUCUUCGAUCUCUCGCAGCAGGUACAAACAGCAAUGGUGAACAUGCUUAAGAUGAUUAAUGAAAUUGAUGAGAACUCCACUGAAAUCAUGGAAGACAUAGAGAAUUGCAAAAACAAAGCUCUGGAGAGGAAGAGAACUCUAGAGGAACAGAAAGAAAGUUUUCAGAAAGCUGCAUUCAGUGUUUUAGACAUGCUCAACAACAAGGAUAUUGGAUACAAUUAGAUCUUACUGGAAUAAGGACAAGCAAUCAGUUUAUUAUGGCACGAGGAUGAGAUUGCACACAGUGGGAGUCGUGAGAUGCCUAGUUGAUAUUAUAAUUGUAGGGUUUCAUUAUUUUUCGUCAAUGAUCGAGAAUUUCUUCAUUCAUGUCUCCUAUGAUCAUCUCGCACCUCCCUUAGUUGAAUAUAGGGUAUUCUAGUAUAAUUUCCACAUAUUGUGAUUUUUACAUGGAUGCUAGCUAUUUUCUGGGAUAUUAGGUGGACUUCUCAUGAGGUUUCUAACCAUUACAUGAAGCUUUCUUAGGGUUUCUGGCAA
Messenger RNA from Rhododendron vialii, 781 nucleotides. RefSeq lists its product as uncharacterized. Bases 173 to 469 code for a protein of 98 amino acids. The record is from RefSeq and is a predicted model, not a curated record. The transcript has 4 exons. NCBI's taxonomy places the organism in Eukaryota, Viridiplantae, Streptophyta, Magnoliopsida, Ericales, Ericaceae.